AUGUCAGCAUCUGUGAGCUCUUCGUCUACGAGCAAGCGCAGUGAGGAGCACAGCUACCCGUCUUCGUCAUCUGCGACGGAAGCGACGCACUCGUCUUCCGCCAGUUCGAGCGACGACGCAUCCGCCGAUGGCUCAGAACAGAGAGCAUCUUCUUCCUCAUCUUCCUCUUCUGCGUCUUCCGCGGCCUCAUCCCGAUCGUCGCCGUCGCGCGAGGGAGACAGCAGCGGCGACGACGACGGAGGGGACGACGGGGCAGCACCACUGAAACUGCCCCGGCUGGAGGAGGUCGACAAAACACUUCACCACUCGACCAGCGGACCGACCACCAAUGGGCCUCUGCUGCCCGCAGCCGGCGGCUCCUCCAUCUUUCCCGCCCCUCCCGUACCUUCUCCUUCACUGAGCAAACCGGCCGGUCUGCCGCCGCGCUACGGGCCGGUCUUUCCGCCGCCGCCGGAAGCACCUCACUUCAGCGCGUGGGCCCCGCCGCCUCCCCCACCUCUACCGACGCUGAGCGCAUCUGCGAAGGACCUGACGGAGGUGGAUGUCCGCGCGGGGGUGCGCCUCGGGGUCUUCUGGGCCCCUACACGCCUCAACAAGGAGCAGAUCAUGGACGAAAUCGAGUCGGUGCGCAUGACGAGCAGCGUGGAGCGGGUGCUGCUGGAGUCGGCAGUGCGGUCGGAACUGCCCGGCGUGCCGGUGGAGGAGCGCGAAUACGCGUGGGCGACGGUGUUCUUCGCCGAGGCCGAGGCCGCCGAGCUGUGUGUGGCGCGACUGUGUCAGCCGGGCAGGCGCUCGAAGUGGUCGCGGGUGUGCAUACAACGCCUGCCGCUUUCCUCGCUCGCCGCGCUGCCGCUUUCUCCGCCCGAGGAGCAGCGCUACCGCGUCCACGCCUAUCAGCUGGAGUCGGUGGCGGACACGCCCGGCGCUGCGGCGGCGACGACGUCGGCGGUGACCGACACGGUCCUCGCUCGGACCGCCGGCGGGUGGUGUGUUCUGUCGACCGGUGGGCUGUUCCCCACUGUGGGUCUCGCCACCUAUCUGAAACACCGCCGUAGUGGCGACUUUAGCCGGGUCGAGGUGUGUCCUGCGUACCAUCCAGACCCCGAGCAAGACACCUGCGGUGCGGGCGGGCAGUGCAGCCGCCUGCAUCUGCGGGAGGUGGAGCAGUGGAAGCUGCUUUUACCGGUUGUGCUGCCAGCCAAGGCACCUGUGAGGACGUCACCGCACAUGAAGCCCGCGUCGGUGGGUCCGAAUCCAGUCACGGCAGCGGUCCCCGCGGCAGCCACGCUUGAUGAGACGCCUUGGCAAAAAGCACGACAUGACGAUUGCCUCGUCGUGAAGCCGCUGCCGGCGGAUAUCGACGAGCGCGCCUUCGUGUACAUGUUUCGCGGGUGCAAAGGCUUUCUGCGUGCCCAGACGGUGCGGACGGUCGACGCGAUGCGGUACGGUGUGGUGCAGUUUGAGAAGUCUGCCAACGCGAAGGAGGCGCGUCAGCAGGCGAUCGCCACCACUGCACUGCCGGUGCGAUUCUACGGCGAGGUGGACGAUAAUGCCGCAGCGCAGUUGAGGAACGCCGUUGCCAACAAUGACACGGCGAUUUGCACCGGUGUUCUUCCGCCGGCUGCAGCGGAGGCGGCAACGUCUGCCAGCGCCCCCACUGCCGACUCCGAUGCGGACCGGAACAACAACGUGCGCAAUGACAACGACGCCUGCGCAACUCCCGCAAACACCGUCGUGUCAAACAACGGCGCCGCGGCUGGUGCGACGAACGCGCCUGGGGUGCCGUUUCCGCCGCUGCCCGAGGGCUGGGAGUACGGACUGUCCCGCCGCACGAUGCAGUACUUCUUUCUCCAGUCCGGCAAGAAGUCUACAACAUGGAAGCACCCCGUGACGCAGGAGCCGUACAAGGCGCAGCGGUGA
Leptomonas pyrrhocoris is the source of this 1920-nucleotide messenger RNA. RefSeq lists its product as hypothetical. Gene Ontology annotation, molecular function: protein binding; RNA binding. The record is from RefSeq and is a predicted model, not a curated record. NCBI's taxonomy places the organism in Eukaryota, Euglenozoa, Kinetoplastea, Trypanosomatida, Trypanosomatidae. The transcript has a single exon. Bases 1 to 1920 code for a protein of 639 amino acids.